AUGCCACGGAAAGCAAUCGAUUCCAGGAUCACCUCCUUGAUUCGAAAUGGCAUACAAGAGAAGAAAAGAAGCUUCUUCGUAGUCGUUGGUGACCGUGCGAAAGAUGUUAUCGUCCAUCUCCAUCAUAUAAUGUCAAGCGUCGACGUCAAACAGAAUAAGUCGGUGCUAUGGGCUUACAAGAAGGAUCUGCUUGGGUUUACUAGCCACCGGAAGAAGCGCGAGGCAAAGAUCAAGAAAGAAAUCAAAAGAGGAAUUCGAGAUCCAAACACUGAGGACCCUUUCGAGUUGUUUGUAACCCUUCAGCAAAUUCGCUAUGUGUACUACAAGGAAACAGACAAAAUUUUGGGAAACACAUAUGGAAUGUGUGUACUGCAGGACUUUGAAGCGCUUACACCAAACCUACUGGCGAAGACUAUUGAAACCGUUGAAGGUGGGGGACUUGUCAUACUGCUGUUGAAGGGAAUGAAGAGCUUAAAACAGCUGUACACUCUAUCAAUGGAUGUCCAUUCCAGAUACCGGACGGAGGCCCACGGUGACGUGGUGGCACGUUUUAAUGAGCGCUUUAUCCUUUCACUUGGCAGCUGCAAAUCUUGCUUGGUAAUAGAUGAUGAGCUUAAUGUUCUACCAAUUUCUGGUGGCAAAUACGUUGAGCCGUUACCCCCAGCUGAGCCUGGCAAUGAGUCCACUGACUCGACAAAAAAGGAACUAAAGGAGAUUAAGGAUAAGUUGGCAGAUACACAACCUAUUGGGUCGUUGGUUACUCUAGCGAAGACGGUAGACCAGGCGAAAGCUCUUCUCACAUUUGUUGACGCCAUAGCAGAAAAGACUCUGCGGAGCACUGUCGCCCUGACUGCUGCUCGUGGCCGCGGAAAAUCUGCUGCACUUGGUGUUGCCAUUGCCGCGGCCAUCGCAUAUGGUUAUAGCAAUAUAUUCAUUACCUCUCCUAGCCCGGAGAAUUUGAAAACUUUGUUUGAAUUUGUCUUCAAGGGUUUUGAUGCACUGGGAUAUAUGGAUCAUGUCGAUUAUACAAUCCUGCAAUCUACGAACCCGGAUUUCAACAAAGCCAUCGUGCGGGUUAAUGUCCACCGGCAACACAGACAAACAAUCCAAUAUAUCCAGCCCCAAGAUGCUUAUGCACUGGGACAAGCGGAACUUUUGGUAAUUGAUGAGGCAGCUGCCAUCCCUUUACCCAUGGUGCGAAAGUUAAUGGGUCCGUAUUUGGUAUUUAUGGCCUCCACCAUCAACGGAUAUGAAGGCACAGGCAGAUCCCUAUCUUUGAAAUUAAUCCAACAGCUUCGAGAGCAAUCGAGAGGCGGUGCUAAGAGUGCAGAUGAUACCGACAUCGUUGACAGGGCGGCGGGAAAGUCUGCAAAACAUGGAGAAAAUUUUUUCUCGGGAGGCCGGUCACUGCGGGAAAUUACUCUUUCGGAACCGAUCCGAUAUGCCCCUGGGGAUUUCGUAGAAAAGUGGUUGAAUAAACUCCUCUGCCUUGAUGCUACCCUCCCUAAGUCCAAAGUGAAUACUCAAGGAUGCCCUCACCCAUCUCAGUGCGAGCUUCUUCACGUUAACCGUGAUGUUUUGUUCUCGUUCCAUCCGCUUCCCGAAAAGCUUUUGCAGCAGAUGAUGGCCCUGUACGUCGCGAGCCAUUAUAAAAAUUCGCCAAAUGACCUUCAACUCAUGAGCGACGCGCCAGCGCAUCAGCUAUUCGUUCUGGUACCGCCAACUGAUCCUAACAAAGUUCCAGAGCCACUUUGUGUCAUCCAGGUGGCUUUGGAAGGUCGGAUAAGCAAGGAGAGCGUUUUGCAUGGUCUUAGCCGUGGACAACGCGCUGGGGGAGACUUAAUACCCUGGCUUGUCAGUCAGCAGUUUCAAGACGAGGAGUUUGCGGGACUUUCAGGAGCGAGAAUUGUGCGAAUAGCCACGAAUCCAGAUUAUCUGGGCAUGGGAUACGGCUCGCGUGCCCUCGAGCUCCUUACCGAUUUCUUCGAAGGCAAGUUUGCGAACCUGUCGGAGGAAGAUAAUUAUCCAUCCGACGAAUUGGUUAGAGUAACAGACGAAGAACUGGCAAAUUCAAGCCUCCUGGAUGAUAAUAUUCGUAUUCGAGAUAUACAUUCUAUGCCACCUCUCUUUGCGAGGCUUAAUGAACGGCGUCCCGAUGCUCUCGACUAUCUCGGUGUUAGCUAUGGUCUCACCCCCCCGCUUCUAAAGUUUUGGAAACGAUCCCGCUUUAUUCCAGUGUAUCUGCGACAAACCCCCAACGAACUGACUGGUGAGCAUUCUUGUGUCAUGCUCCGCACUCUAGCAACAGGGAGUAACGACACAAGCUGGCUUGGAGCUUAUGCACGGGACUUCCACAAACGUUUCCUUUCCCUAUUAUCAUACCAAUUCCGCGAUUUCCCAUCCAUAUUAUCACUCAGCAUCAGUGAAUCUGCCAACGCUGUUUCAAAGUCCGACCCAUCCUUCAAACCCUCCACUCUAACAAAAGCAGACUUGGACAAAGCGUUUUCCCCCUUUGAUCUAAAGCGCCUGGAUAGCUACGCAAAUAAUCUCCUCGAUUACCAUGUUAUCCUCGACAUGGUGCCCACGAUCGCAGGCUUCUAUUUCUCCGGAUGCCUUGGCGUGAAUCUAUCCGGAAUACAACAGUCGAUUCUGCUAGCUAUUGGUUUGCAGCGAAAAUCCUUUGACGAUGCCGAGAAGGAACUUACACUAGCCGCUUCACAGCUGAUGGCCAUGUUUAUCAAGAUUGCACGAAAAGUCUCUGCCCAUUUUAGGACUCUCGUUGAAUGUGCUGUGGUUGAGACAUUACCCGUUGCAAAGGUUGGCGUUUCUCCUAAUGAUGCCACUGGAGUGCACGAUGAUGAGGUUAUCGAUGAUCGAUUCCGACCGUUGGAUGUCGGGCUUGAAGAGGAGCUAAGGGAAGGUGGACAAGAGGUCAACAGGGAACUGAAGGAAAAGCAACGGGCCCUCAUCGACGCAUUACCACUCGACCAGUACGAAAUUGCAAACGGAGCCGCCGCCUGGGAAGACGCAGAGAAGCAAGUACGCUCCUCGUUCAGCAAAAACGGUAAUGUCCCCACAGUGAGCGUCAAGUCAUCGAAGCCCGUGAAGCGCAAGGCUGGUGAGUCGGCUAGAGAGAUUUACGAUCGGGAAAUCGAAAAUAGAAGGGAGAAGAAGAUCAAGAAGGGCACGGAGGGUAGGAAGAAGUGA
This is a messenger RNA of Histoplasma capsulatum G186AR, 3207 nucleotides long. RefSeq names its product killer toxin resistant protein. Gene Ontology annotation, cellular component: nucleolus; 90S preribosome. The coding region runs from base 1 to 3207 and encodes 1068 amino acids. Lineage: Eukaryota; Fungi; Ascomycota; Eurotiomycetes; Onygenales; Ajellomycetaceae. The record is from RefSeq and is a predicted model, not a curated record. Gene Ontology annotation, molecular function: ATP binding; 18S rRNA cytidine N-acetyltransferase activity; tRNA binding. The transcript has 2 exons. Gene Ontology annotation, biological process: rRNA acetylation involved in maturation of SSU-rRNA.